CCUCUUUCUUUCCUCUUGCUCUUGCUCUCACUCUAAUUCUCUCUCUCUCUCUCUCUCUUUCCAUCUUCCAUUUCUAAACCAAGUAGAGGAAUAGUUGGUCUCAUUGUUAGUGGCUUAAAAUGGUGCUUUUGAACAAGAGGAUGCUGGGUGUUUUCGGUGACUAGUACCAUUCCCACCUUCUUUCCUUUGGAAUCUCUGAGCUACGAUUUACCAGCUCCCUCUUUUAUUCUCAUGGCUACUGAAGCUAUACAAUUGCUCUCUUUUCUAGGUCCUUAAGCCGUUCGCUAAUGUUACUUUCUGAGCGUUUCCAAAGCUGUGGUUCUAGGGGAGUUAGGCGCGCCUGAACAGCUGAUCCAUGAAAUAAUGGAGUAGGGCAGGCGGGGUGGAGAGCAGGGCCAGCUAUCAAUAGGAGAGUGACCCCCUCUCCACACAUGACCAGCUAAUUGGCCAUUGUGGGAAAGUAUGUGUGUGUGAGUGAGUGUGUGUGUGUGUGUGUGUGUGUGUGUGUGUGUGUGUGUGUGCGCGCGCACAUCUGCUGAGAAUCUCUAGUGACAGGUGGCCUUUGUGGACAGAACAACUUUUGUUGGAUUUUAGCUCAGAUUCUUAACUCCUUCAGAUUUUGUUAGAUCCAUCCUGUGUCAUUCAGGUCCCAUCUUUUGCUUCCUUCUUUCAAGACGACUACUUUGUGUAUUGGCCUCUGCUUUAUUCACACUGUUCCCAAGCCAUAAGGAGACUGAGGGGGGCGUCAGCAGGCCGGAGAAGUGGACUUGGCUGUCUGUUGGAAACUGUACAAAAGACUUGCAUGUCCUGCAGAAUUGUCUCAGUAGAGUGAUGACUGCCUGCUGACAGAGACGAGGGGUCCUGACUGAAGUUCUUCUCGUGUACAAUAUACAUUCCCUCUGCCACACUCUCCCUUUGUUUUCCCUGUUGCAACAGGAGUACAGACCUGUGAUUAAGGGCUAAUGCCUUUGGAAUAAUGAGACAUGUCUCGGGCUGCACCAAGCCAAUUCAUCCAGGUUGUCUCCUCUCAUACCCCAGGCCUCCUGUGAGGUAGGGAGGGAAGGAAGGUAUUUCCAACACCACCUGACUGGCCCAGUCUGCUGGCCUUUAGGUGAUGUUCUGUCGUGAGGCCUAGGCCAUGCCCAAGCUGGAGGGAAGCCCCUGAAACUUGUCUGGAGGAGGAAGCAUGCAGGGCACCCAAGGAGGAGGCAUAGGCCCUGGGCUAUCCCCUGUGGACAGAAGGACACUUCUGUUCUGCAACUUUAUCCUGGCUGUAGCUUGGGGCCAAGUGAAUUUCACAGGAGACCAGGUUCUUCGAGUCCUGGCCAAAAAUGAGAAGCAGCUGUCACUUCUCAGGGAUCUGGAGAUCCAGAAGCCCCAGAAGGUGGACUUCUGGCGUGGCCCAGCCAGACCUAGCCUCCCUGUGGACAUGAGAGUUCCCUUCUCUGAACUGCCCAGCGUUAAAGCUUAUUUGAAGUCUCACGGCCUUGCCUACAGCGUCAUGAUAAAGGAUAUCCAGGUGCUACUGGAUGAAGAGAGAGAUGCCAUGGCAAGGUCCCGCAGGCUGGAACGCAGUACCAACGGCUUCAGCUAUUCCUCUUAUCACACUCUGGAGGAGAUAUAUAAUUGGAUCGACAACUUUGUAGCUGAACAUUCUAAUCUUGUCUCCAAAAUUCACAUUGGCAAGAGCUUUGAAAAUCGGUCCAUUCUUGUCCUGAAGUUCAGCACUGGAGGUCCAAAUCGCACAGCCAUCUGGAUUGACACUGGGAUUCAUUCCCGAGAGUGGAUCACUCAUGCCACUGGCAUCUGGAUCUCGCAGAAGCAUGGUAAGCUGGAGAUCCCCAAUAGUGCUCAUCUGAAGUUUGUAUUUGGGGCAGAGAAAUGUCUUGGUGGCCUCUGGAGCUGGCUUCUUCAGGAGCUUUCUUCAGAGAACCUGGCUGGCAAAAAGGGGGUUGUCGAGAAUCGCUUGUGGCGGAAAAACAAGUCAAUUCAACCCGGCAUCGUCUGCGUUGGUGUGGACCUCAACAGGAAUUGGAGGACAGGCUUCGGAGGAAAUGGUUCUAACAAAAACCCCUGCUCAGAGACUUACCGAGGGCCGGCUCCCGAGUCAGAGCCAGAGGUAGCUGCGAUUGUGGCCUUCAUCACGGGUCACGGGAACUUCAAAGCUAUGAUCUCCAUUCACAGCUACUCUCAGAUGGUCAUGUACCCGUAUGGCCAUUCUCUGGAGCCUGUGCCCAACCAUAAAGAACUGUUCGAGCUUGCCAAGGAUGCAGUAAAGGCUCUCUACAAGGUGCACGGGAUGGAGUACAUUUUUGGCAGCAUCAGUACCACCCUCUGCACUUUUUGGCCCUUUUCUUUUUAGAUUCAGCCAGCGGGAUCACGGUGGACUGGGCUUAUGACAGUGGCAUCAAGUAUGCCUUCAGCUUCGAACUCCGGGACACUGGACAAUAUGGUUUCCUGCUCCCAGCCUCACAGAUUGUUCCCACAGCCGAGGAGACAUGGAUGGCACUACGGACCAUUAUGAAACACACCCUGAAUCACCCCUAUUAGCCACGCUACUCGGGCCAGAGCAGUUGGGGUUCACCCCUUUCCCUGAAAGUCCUCCUAUAUUAAGUAUCCCUUCCCAACCUGACAUUAGACCCCCAGCAAAUACAAGCAACUUUGAACAGGCCUCGCUGCCCUAGUGUGGGCUGCUGACUCUUCUGGAUGCUUAGGCAUCCUCAGGGCAGCUCGUCAUGUCUGGGAUGCACCCCCGUCCCUGUUGCUUUCAGGAAACCAUGAGGUUUGAGCUCCGCCUGUCCCUCUCUUUGCUCCCUGGGAACAGCCAAUGUAUAUGUUGCCCUAGCAGUUUUUGACAUUUUAAUAAAUCCAGAGGGGACUGGGCUUGAUUUAAACAACA
This is a messenger RNA of Rattus norvegicus (Norway rat), 2899 nucleotides long. It is a transcript of the gene Cpa5, whose product is annotated as carboxypeptidase A5. Gene Ontology annotation, cellular component: extracellular region. The record is from RefSeq and is a predicted model, not a curated record. Gene Ontology annotation, molecular function: zinc ion binding; metallocarboxypeptidase activity; peptidase activity. NCBI's taxonomy places the organism in Eukaryota, Metazoa, Chordata, Mammalia, Rodentia, Muridae. Gene Ontology annotation, biological process: proteolysis.